Molecule: messenger RNA, 663 nt
Organism: Glycine soja
Lineage: Eukaryota; Viridiplantae; Streptophyta; Magnoliopsida; Fabales; Fabaceae
Product: U3 small nucleolar ribonucleoprotein protein IMP3-like
Exons: 3
Coding region: 131-526 (131 amino acids)
Biological process (GO): rRNA processing
Cellular component (GO): small-subunit processome; Mpp10 complex; small ribosomal subunit
Molecular function (GO): structural constituent of ribosome; rRNA binding; snoRNA binding
Source: RefSeq, a predicted model, not a curated record
UAAUUCAUGAUAUCUAUAUUUUCUUACAUUAUGUAAUUUCCUUUAUUUUGGAUUAGCUUUUAGCCGACACAUUUUAUGUUUUUCCCUCUGGUAUAGUGGAAAUACGAAUAGAUAUUCAGGUUUAUGCCAUAUGGUUCAGAAGUUAGUAAACAUAUUGAAACAGAUGGAUCAAAAGGAUCCUUUUCGGAUUGAUAUGACUGACAAGCUUCUGGAAAAACUUUACAACAUGGGUGUGAUUCCAACCAGGCAAAGCAUCAUGCUAUGCAAACGCUUAACUGUGUCAUCCUUCUGCAGGCAUAGGCUCUCAACAGUUUUGGUGCGACUAAAAUUUGCAGAGCACUUGAAAGAAGCCGUCACAUACAUUGAGCAAGGGCAUAUACGAGUUGGUCCAGAGACAGUUACAGACCCAGCUUUCCUUGUAACUAGAAACAUGGAAGACUUCGUUACAUUGGUGGAUUCAUUCAAAAUAAAGAGAAAGGUGCUUCAGUACAAUGACAAGUUGGAUGACUAUGAUUUAAUGAAUUAAGUGGAAGGCUAAUUAGUUGUAGUUUACUGUAUGAAUCGUGGACGAGUGUUUCCCUUGGCAGGUAGCUUAAACAGGCUUGGAAUUUUUUUUCUUUUCAAUUUUUAAAUUCAUGCCAGAUUAAGGUGAUGAUGUAAUGA